GGGGCGGCCCCGCAGACGGGCCCCCGGCGCCGGUUCCCGCAGGCGCUGAUCGUGGGCGUGAAGAAGGGCGGCACCCGCGCGUUGCUCCAGUUCCUGCGGGCGCACCCCCACGUGCGCGCCCCGGGCACCGAACCCCACUUCUUCGACAGGUCCUACCACAGGGGGCUGGCCUGGUACAGGAACCUGAUGCCACGGACCCUGGCCGGCCAGGUGACCAUGGAGAAGACACCCAGCUACUUCGUGACCCAAGAAGCCCCGCGCCGCAUCCAUGACAUGUCCCGGGACACCAAGCUGAUCGUUGUGGUGCGCGACCCGGUCACCCGGGCCGUGUCCGACUACGCCCAGACGCUGGCUAAGAACCCGGCCCUGCCCAGCUUCCAGGCCCUGCUCUUCCGCAACGGGAGCGCGGGGCCGGUGGACGCGGGGCCGGUGGACACGGGUUGGGGGGCGGUGCGCAUCGGCCUGUAUGCCAGGCACCUGGAGCGCUGGCUGCUCUUCUUCCCCCUGGCCCGCUUCCUCUUCGUCAGCGGCGAGCGGCUGGUCAGCGACCCCGCGGGCGAGCUGGGCCGUGUGCAGGACUUCCUGGGCCUCCCCCGCGCCUUGACCGCCCGCCACUUCUACUUCAAUGCCACCAAGGGCUUCCCCUGCCUGAGGACGCCCCCCGGGGUGGGGGUGGGGGCCGGGGUGGGGGGUGGCCGGCGGCCACGCUGCCUGGGCCGCUCCAAGGGGAGGCCGCACCCGCCGAUCGAGGCCUGGGUCAUCCAGCGCCUGCGAGACUUCUAUAGGCCCUUCAACCUCAAGUUCUACCAGAUGACCGGGCAGGACUUCGGCUGGGACUGA
Molecule: messenger RNA, 840 nt
Organism: Ornithorhynchus anatinus (platypus)
Lineage: Eukaryota; Metazoa; Chordata; Mammalia; Monotremata; Ornithorhynchidae
Gene: HS3ST6
Product: heparan sulfate-glucosamine 3-sulfotransferase 6
Exons: 2
Molecular function (GO): [heparan sulfate]-glucosamine 3-sulfotransferase activity
Source: RefSeq, a predicted model, not a curated record